Messenger RNA from Aedes aegypti (yellow fever mosquito), 1696 nucleotides. RefSeq lists its product as uncharacterized. The transcript has 2 exons. The record is from RefSeq and is a predicted model, not a curated record. Bases 189 to 974 code for a protein of 261 amino acids. NCBI's taxonomy places the organism in Eukaryota, Metazoa, Arthropoda, Insecta, Diptera, Culicidae.
UUGCCCAGACACCUCACAUCAAUGGUUCAUUCCAUCCAUCGAAUGGUACGUUUUUUACCCGGGUAGCCAACGCAGAAACUGUGCCAGGAAAUGUUCAUAUUUUAUCAUUUAAUUUCCCACUUGAGGUUUGAUGGACCUAUGGAAUGUCAGUAUAAAAGGUAUUCCUCGAAAUCAGGACAUAAGGCACAAUGAAGUUCCCAACGGUGAUUUUAGUCCUUCUUGUGUUAUCGAAGUCGGUCGUUACUACAAACUAUGAUCUCAUUACGGCCACAUCGAAUUUGAUUGAACACCUCCAACUGCCGGUUCAGGUUACGGUUCUAUCAUGUUGGAGCGAAAGUGAAAAACUGCAAUUUUGGUCGGGACUAAAUUCAUUCACUAGUGUUCGAUUUUUCACCGAAAACCAAGUGAAUCUUCCCUGGAACGAUCGCAAUCAACAUCAGAACUUAUUGGUGAUUGACGCAGGUUGUUCCAAAUCGAAAAACUUGCUGCGAUCAGCUGGUCAGCUGUUGUACUACCGAGUUAAGUGGAUUAUAAUAAAUAACAAAACUUCGAAGUGCGAACAAUUCCUGAAGUUUUUUGAUAAUCUUCAAGUGUUGAUUAGCAGUGAAGUUUACUAUAUCUGUGAAGAAAAUGGCGUACAAGGCUUCGCAAUCAAACAAGUUUAUCGUCUAUCACUUACAACUGAACUGAUCGAGGAAACGUUUGGUUUCUGGAAUAAAGGUGUGAUUGUAAACUCACAGUUCUCCAAGUAUUCCUCCGUUCGCCGGCAUAACUUGAAUCACUACAAGUUGCGUGCAUCGAUAGUGAUCACCCACAACGAAACUGUUAACCACCUGGAAGACUACAGUGAGAAACAUGUGGACGCAGUCACCAAAUCGAACUACUUUCUGACGAAACACGUGGCCCAAGACUUGAACGCCACCCUCAAGUUCAGCUACGUCAACCAGUGUUGGGAAACUCGUGCUCGCGAGUAAAAAAAUACUCACUCUCGUACUCGAUAGCGAGUAAUACUCACGCUGUGAGUCACUCAUUCCUUACUCUAACUCACGCGAGAGUAUGACGUCAUAACUCACUGCGAGUAUUACUCACGUAAAGAGUAAUACUCGCAGUGAGUAUGACGUCAUUACUCUCGGGUGAGUGAGCAAGUUACUCUUUGUGAGUAUGGUGAGUAACCAAUUUCCAAAGCAAAAUAUUGAUCGUUGCACAAAUUUUUAGAUUCUAAUGAAAUUAUUCAAGGGUAAGAUACAAUUUGCACACCCACUAACAUCAGCAGGCGUAUGCUUUGAAACCUGUUUAUGACGUUUCAAAAUAAUUCAAAGCAAUCAAACAGAUUGCAUCAUAACUUCCUUAUUGUUAUGUUUAUUUGAAAGCGACCAGCAUUUAGUAAAAAAUAUUCACCGUAUUGCCAGCUACACCCCGCUAAAAUUUAUUUUCCUGACGAAUGCUCCGUGAAAUCGUGAACGGCAACUAAUAGCCAGCAGCCGUUUAGCUCAUCGGGAAGUUUUCCUUGGGAAGCUAUUGUUUGCUGGAUCCAGAAUGAUCAUCAUCAAAAUCGUCUUCGGAAUCAGAUCUGUUUCCUGCAAGUUCAGGGCGUAAUCGAUUAGCGAUUUGGUGUUCCUCCUAACGAAAGAUCUUCGGGCCCAUUUACAAAUUGCAUAACGGUGAAGGGGGUGGGCAAGUGUCCCUAAAUGUUACA